UCUAAUCCUGCAUAUCUGCAAAAGUUCGUUUAUUUUGGAACAUGUUUUUGUGAUUCUUCGACUUAUUGUUCGGGCAUUUUCUCUUGUAAUCGUAGUUUUUUUCUGAAUUCUAUUCUAAUUAUGCUUUCGCUUCAGUAUUUGGCUUCGGAUCCGUUCAGAUGGAACCAUAAUUUUCAUGCUGGUGCAUUUUUUUCUGGGUAUAUAGUAUAAGAUUGAGGAGCAGAACAAGAGUUAUGAUUCUGUAUGGGUAGUUCAACCAGCCAUGGAAUAUUUGUACCUUGUAAUGGACCUGGCAGGACCAAAUUAACUACACAUGAACUCUUUCCAAACCGGGGCUUAAUCAAUUAGCUGCGAUAGCAUUAUGAGUCUGGCUCAGGGAAAGAAUGACAUUGUUGAGGAUAAGGAGAUUAUUGAAGAUGGCAAAGAUAUAGCUAUGUAUCAACCAAGGAAAAGACUGAAGACGGAAGACCUAUCUGAUCUCCCAAGAACUCAUGUGGAAUCUUUCAGUGAGGUUGGUGAUUUAUCCUUUGGAAAUGAGCGCCAAAUUAGGGAAAACCAUUCUUUGGUUCAGCCCUCUUCAGAAUGUCAAAGUACUCCCACGAAUAAAAAUGACAGAACACUGACUGGAAAGUCAGAUGAUACAAAUGGAAACGGUGAUACUGACAUGCAUGAACUUAUGACUGGAAAUAAUGAAAUGCUUAAUGUAGAAUCUACAAAGACAGAUACAAGUGAAUUCCCAGGAGUAGCUUCUAGUGGUGCAUGUUGCAAAGAUUUUCCUAUUCAUUUGGGCAUUGAGGAUCAAUGCUUCUCCACGCAUGCAACAACAAGAAGUACGUCUUGUGAUGAUGGUAUGCUAGCAAGCAAACACCUGGAAGAACUCCAUGACGAGGCAAAGAAAAUAAUUAGUGUGGUUGAUGGUGAUGCAUUGAGUGGGGUUACUCGAUCAUACCAUGAGGAACAGUCCGUGUCAUCGCAUGACGAUGAUAUCUCCUUAGAUGAUACACAAGCUGUUGUUAGUGAAACCAUAAAUGUCUUAGUUGAUAGAGUUUUUUCUGCCAACAUGAAGAAGAAGCUUCUUGUUCUUGAUUUGAAUGGGUUGCUUGUUGAUAUAUCCUCAUAUGUACCUUACAAUUACGACCCAGAUGAUAUAAUAAUGAAGAAAGCAGUUUUUAGGAGGCCUCACUGUCACGAUUUUCUAAACUUCUGCUUUGAGAAGUUCAAUGUGGGUUUUUGGACUUCAAGAACGAAGAGAAAUAUGGAGCCACUUCUUGAUUUUCUUUUAGGGAAUAAUAAGUCAAGGUUGCUUUUUCAUUGGGAUCAAUCGCACUGCACUGAUACAGGUUAUUAUACUGUGGAUAAAAAAAACAAGCCUCUUCUCUUGAAGAAACUAAAAAAGUUAUGGGAUAAAUGUGAGCCUGGUCUUCCAUGGGAGAGGGGAGUGUAUAACGAAUCAAAUACGCUUUUAUUAGAUGAUACUCCCUAUAAGGCUUUAACAAACCCUCGAUACACUGCAGUCUUUCCUUACAGUUACUGCUUCAGAGAUGUAAGAGACAAUUCAUUAGGGCCUGGAGGUGAUCUCCGAGUUUACUUAGAGGGGUUGGCCGAAGCAGAAAAUGUUCAAGAAUAUGUAAAGCAAAACCCAUUCGGACAGAGGCCCAUAACGGAGAAAAACCUUUCCUGGGGUUACUAUCGUAAGGUUAUCGCAGCAAACUCCACACCGCCACGAGAAACAGAUGUAGGCAGCCAUCGAGAUGAACAGUAAGUCUUGUCCCACAUGAACCACAAUUUUGCCCAGACAUAGAUUUUCUGUUUAGUGAACGUAAAGCAUCGGAAUCAAUCAGUCUUAGCUGCUGCAUAAAGCAGAGAGCAGAUUUAAUCGUGUAUACACUGUUGUUUUUUUGUUUCUGAAUGCUCUUCUUAACUCUUUUCUUUUGUGGAAUAGUUAGUGUGAGUUCCGCAGAUCUAUGUUUGGUAAAGGGAUGAUUAGUUCAAUGUAAUCUGAGGUAGAUUUUGUAUGAUGUGGUUUGCUAAGCAAAGCACUUUUGAACUACAGGUGUUUUGAUGUGUAA
Molecule: messenger RNA, 2069 nt
Organism: Salvia splendens (bonfire salvia)
Lineage: Eukaryota; Viridiplantae; Streptophyta; Magnoliopsida; Lamiales; Lamiaceae
Exons: 7
Coding region: 362-1762 (466 amino acids)
Source: RefSeq, a predicted model, not a curated record